This is a messenger RNA of Bactrocera tryoni, 4168 nucleotides long. RefSeq lists its product as uncharacterized. Gene Ontology annotation, molecular function: monocarboxylic acid transmembrane transporter activity. Gene Ontology annotation, biological process: transmembrane transport. The transcript is spliced from 11 exons. The record is from RefSeq and is a predicted model, not a curated record. The coding region runs from base 455 to 3349 and encodes 964 amino acids. NCBI's taxonomy places the organism in Eukaryota, Metazoa, Arthropoda, Insecta, Diptera, Tephritidae.
AAACGCGUCUGCCGCGAAAUCAACUUCUUUGGCAUUUGUGUCCUACAAACCAACAGCACUCACCCCGAAAAUCAAUAGAGCGCAGCAAUUGCAACAGGAAUUUACAUCGUCCAUCGCCACACCGGCCGUGACCGCGACGCGUUAUUUGUGUCAGCGCUGUAGAUACAACAAUCAACCAAUCACUUGGUGGGUCUCCUGUCCGCGUCUCUCCAAUUUGGGCUCGACUCUGAGCCUGCAACCUAGCGCCACUGCCGCAACCGACCUACAACUACAACUGCAGCGACAGCAAGCAAAAACUCCAGCGCAGCCAACACAAGCAAUACCACAGGCGCGCGUCGCCGGCAGCAACUACGAUUAUCAACACCAUCAAGAGCGUCCCUUGCCCGCGCCACCAAUAAGCAACGCAACGCACGAAGACCCGCCCACGCCAAGUGACAGCAACAGCAGCAGCAACAUGGCCACCACAGCCACCGCAAAGAAGACCGUCACGCGCCAACAACUCUAUGGCUCCAAUCGUUGUCUGCGGCAGCAAUCAAGUGUCCAUUAUCCACUCGAUCAUGGCGGCAUGCAGCCGUCACAUGUUGGCGGUGCCAGCGGCGGCACGCUGAAACGUCAGCCAUGCGCGCUCUCGCAUUCGCGUUCCAUUACCGCGCUACAGAAUAUGGAUCUCUAUGGCAGCUAUGCAACAUUGCCAUCGUCAGCAGCCGCCGCACCGUUGGACACACCACAACGCGCGUACUGUGCGCGUCAUUUGCCGGCUGCUGCUGCCGGUGGUGGUGGUGGCGUUGGCGCGAGUGUGAGUGGCAGUCACACAUGGCACCCGAGUCAGUAUGCGGCCGCAACACCUUGCUGUCAUCUGUACAAUGCCAACCAGGCAGCUGCGGCGCCUACAUGCAUGUAUGCUGGCGGUGGGUUGGGCCAUGCAUGCCAGCAGCAAGCGCCGCCAACGCACCCACACCAGCAACAGCAACAACAGUAUCCACGCGCCGCGCUACUGCAUGACAGUCAUAAACCUUUGGUGCCCAACGGCUGUUAUUUCGGCUAUGAGCAUAACACGCAUUUGACCGAUGAGGAGGAUUCGGCAUUUCCGGGUUUCCACGACCGUGAAUUUCACAUGCUGCACCGAAAUAUACCGGCCUUGCGGCGUACUGGUGUUGACACGGCAGGAAUUAGACAGUAUUUCUAUCCGGAUGGCGGCUGGGGUUGGAUCAUAUGUGGCAUAGCCUUUCUGGUGCAUAUACUAACGACAGGUUUACAGCUGUCAAGCGGUCUAUUACUCUUUUAUGCCAUAGAACAUCUAAGAGACUCCAAUGGCAUUGAGUGGGUUGGUGCUUUAAACUGGUCAAUUUCUAUGUUACUAUCACCGUUUGUGAUCACAUUUUGUCGAAAGAAAUCGACGCGACUGAUGGCAGUGGUCGGUGGUCUAGUGCUGCCAUUAGGCAUACUAUUUACCUCCUUUGCAACGGAGUUGGGCCAAAUAUUUUUUAGUUAUGGUAUUGUUUUUGGUAUAGCUGUGGCCAUGGUUCGUGAAUCGUCCACAAUAAUGUUAGGUAAUUAUUUUAAGCGACGUAGGCAAUUUGUCGAAAUGGUCGCCAUGUCUGGCGAAGGCGUGGGCAUAUCGAUUUUCUCUGUGAUACUGCGAGAGGGUGUUGGCAAUGCUGGUUGGCGUGUUGGGCUCCAAAUUGUUGCUGGCCUCGUAGCGGUUAGUUUCUUUAUGGGUUUAUUAUAUAGACCUGCAUCACUAUAUCAUCCCCAACGGCGCGCCAUACAACAUUUGAAAAACCAGAGAAAAAAGAUGCAUGAGAACAAAUCCAGAGCUGUGGUCACAACAGAACAGAAAACAGUCCGUUAUUUAUUUAUCGACAUAUCACCCUUCAAAUCAACUAAUGUGAAAAUACUACUCGUAUCAGCUGCCGUGGCGGCGUUGGGCAUUUACACGCCCAUGAUCUCAAUGACCUUGACUGUUGCCAAGGAGGGCCCCGAUAUAGAAGACUUAGUACUGCUGCAGACUUUUUUAGGCGUCUCUACCACAAUCGGCGUAUUUAUAGCCGGUACAAUAUUGCGUAAGACUUUUAGAAUAGGUAGCUUUUUAAUAACCUCACAAAUUGUGUCUCAGGUAUUUAUUGCGUUGAUAGCGAUUUCGAUAUUGAGCCUGUCCUUCGUCGUAAGCUUUCGUUGGUUUUGUAUACUCGGCUGGAUGUACGGCAUUGGUUUCGGCGGAUUCCGUUAUGCCUUCAAAAUACUAACACUGGAUCGCGUAAAGGUGAAACAGUUCUCAAAGGCAUGGGGGCUCAUCAAAGGCGCUGAGUCCCUACCGGUGCUCAUUAGCAUACCGCUGACCAGUUUCCUGAAUGAUUACUCACUAAAUUAUGGACGCGCUGGUUAUUUUAUUUGCUCAGCAGCCGCCGCUAUAGGUGGUAUUAUAAUAUUCUUCAUGACUUACUCAACCGUGGAGCAAGAGCUCAGCAGUCAGGGCAACAAUAAGAAGCAUGGCAAUGGCGCUCUACCGACGCUACGUCCAUUUCCACAAUACUGCAAACUGCAUGGCUUUCAUGAGCCCGUGGUGGACUUUAAUGUUUACAAUGGCUGUGAUUAUCCCGCGCCCGAUUUACUGAUGAGUCGCAGUUGUGUAAGCCUGAAUCAAGUGGAUUUCGAGAAUCUCUGUCGCAAUAAUGCCUACUGUGAUCGCUGGCGUAUGCCGAGCGUGCACAAAUUGCAAAACUGUGCGGUACACGGUGCGGGUGCGGCACGAGGCCGUGGCCAUAUGGCGGACAUGAGUCGACCGCAUAGUCCACACUACGAUAUUGAGCAAGGUUAUGCGAGCAUGGGACGUAGUAUGGGCAAGCGACUGCAGAAGAGCUUGUCCUUCAUUCAAAAUCCAUAUUGCUGUAAUGGACAGUGGUAUUGCAAUUGCCAUGACAACUAUCAGUGGGCGCAGACGUCACCGAGAUCGCAUAUACAUCAACCGCUGCUAUGCACCUGCAAUCAGGGCUCCACGAACUAUUUGCAAAACUCGCGUAGUCGUAGCGUUCCUGAGGGUCUCUCCACCAUCGGCAAUCAGGUGUGCAGAUGCAAGACAACGGCAACCCCCGCAGCGACGACGACAUCGCGUCUCGGCUCUUCCACAGCCUUAUCACGUGAAGUUAUCUAUUUGCCGCGUCAUGAUCACGACUACGAUUUCACGUGUCGGCAUCAUCAAAGGGGUGUUGGCGCAGCAGCGGCCACAGCAACGGCAGCGGCAGUCGCCGCUAUACACGGGGCCGCAACAACACCGCGCUAUCGCCAUCGACGCACACAAUCGCUCUCCAAACCACUACAAUAUGUCGAACAGAUAACGACAUCGGUGUAGGCGAAUAAUUAAUAAAAAUUAGAUAGACGAAAGACAGUUGGUGCAAUAACUGUUACUAGGCAAAGGUUGAAGGCUGUGAAGAUGAUGCACGAGCGUUGAAAUUUUAAAUUAUUCAUUGAAUUUGUUUUAAGUGCUGAGCGUGGUGUUGGAAACCUAGUGAAAGUAACUGUUGGUAUUGACAAUUAUUCCCUUAGCUAGAAAAACUAGGUUCAAGCCACCGUUUUCUAAACCAGUGCUCCAAAGUCGGAGAAUUUCCUUGGAAGUCCCAUGCUUUAUUUGAAAAUAUAUGUAAACAUAUAAAUUUCGAGGCCGGAAAUGGAUUGAGAGAUCGUGGAUACAAAUAACCGAUCGGUAUAUUAAGGUCAUUUCCUUACCUAGAGGUUCUGUCGUAAUUGGUUCAUCAGAGCCUAAAAAGGAAAAUUAUAUCCAAAUAUUUCAUUUUUGAAAUGUGUGGAGAUUGGACAAACUUUUGAAGACUGCGGAGUCCAGACUUACAUAAAAUCUUUCACGUAAUAAAUAUGUGGACUUUUCUACUUCUAAAGCAACCCUGCAAAUAUUUUUACGCUCAACAGGGUAUACAAAGUUUACCACGAAGUUUGUAACCCCUAGAAAGAAACUUCGGAUAAUCUAUAAAAGAUGAUGAACGUGACAAGCUGAGUUGAUUUAGCAAUGUCCGUCUGUUGUUCGUCUCUAUAUAGACGAGAUAUCGAUCUGAAAAUUUAGGCCCGUCAUUUUCUCACCAAGCAGCUCCUCACUUGUUGGAACGGCCGAUAUUGGACCAGUAUAGCAUAUAGCUGCCAUACAAACUGAACGAUCGGA